Molecule: messenger RNA, 511 nt
Organism: Bipolaris maydis ATCC 48331
Lineage: Eukaryota; Fungi; Ascomycota; Dothideomycetes; Pleosporales; Pleosporaceae
Source: RefSeq, a predicted model, not a curated record
AUUACACCGAGACAACCUGAGGCAUAUCUAUUGAGAAAAAAACAUCUUCAUCUCAACCUAGCUGCGCAAAAUGGUCAAAGACAACGACACCGUGAUUGAGGAGUUCAACGAACUCGUAAACAUGACUGCCGAAGAACUCAAAGAGUGGCUCGGCAGCCAAGAGUCUGAGAGUGCAGGUUGGACCAACGGCUCCUCGUCCAACGGCGAAACAGUUGGCCAUGAAUCGGGCCGACGCAUCGUCUCCAUCCUGUCCAAGAAUCCGCACAAAGAUCCUAGCAAGUACGACCAAGAAGAUAUUGAUCAUAUGAGAAAGGUGGUGGCGUAUUGUAAGAGACAUUUGGCCCAGGAGGAAAAGGCCAAGCAAGAUACUGAGAGUAAGAGUUAUAAGAGUUUGAAGAACUGGGGACAUGAUGCUUUGAAAGCUUAGUAAAUGUCUUUUUAUGUAACAAAAGAGUCUGAUUCGCACAAGGGGCUGGAUUUCUAAAUCGAGUAUUUACAAGGGUCGUUCAAG